Aspergillus ochraceoroseus IBT 24754 is the source of this 1362-nucleotide messenger RNA. RefSeq names its product terpene synthase family protein. The record is from RefSeq and is a predicted model, not a curated record. The transcript is spliced from 9 exons. Bases 127 to 1326 code for a protein of 399 amino acids. Lineage: Eukaryota; Fungi; Ascomycota; Eurotiomycetes; Eurotiales; Aspergillaceae.
UUCCGAACAACUAGAGCGAUCGACAACGACAAGGUUAGAGACAUCUAUCCAGGUUCUGAUAUAAAUAAUUCAUAUGCGGCAAUUCAGAGACACAUUGGACCUGGCCGUCCAAAAUACUGAAAUUUCAUGUCCACCAUGGCAUACGAGGUCAUGAGAAAUCCACUGUUUAUCGAACUGCAACAGGCUAUCUUGGGUCAACGCAUCACUAUUGCAAACUUGUAUCAACUUCUUCCUGAAUGGGAACCUCGCACACAUAAGGAUUAUGAGCGAAUGCGAGACAAAGUCCUAAACCCUUGGAUUCGACGAUGGAUGGAAGAUGAAAAAUUGAUCCAGAAAAUGCAAAAAGCAAAUUUUGCGCUUUUUGCUGCGGUGCUAUGCCAUGAUUCCUCCUUUGAGAAGCUUUGCACAGUAGCAAAGUACUUUGCCUGGUAUUUUGUUUGGGACGAUACCCUCAAAUAUUCAGUCUUCGAUUGUGGGACUCUCCAGCUGAACCCUUCAGCAGCGAGUGGGUACAGAGAGGCUAGUCUCGCGUAUUUCAGGCACGUCCUACUGCGAGACGGCGAUUUCCCGGAUCUUUCCAUGUUUUCAACGGAGCUACAAAAGGCUUUGCAUUGUUGGGAUGAAGUUGGAGAGCAUAUCUGUCAAGAAUGCAGUAGAGACUGUUGCCAACUGCUCCUGGACCGCAUGCUUGAAUAUGUUGGCAGUGUGGACACUAUAGAUAGUCUCUUCUCUGAUGGAAAGAUUCCUAACCUAGAGACCUACUGGAAACGACGAGAACAUACUGCAGCAGUCCACUGCGUGAUUGCAACUAUUCCCUUCGCGUAUGGGAUUGAUGUUUCAAGGUCAGUCUUAGACAACAAGAACAUGGCGCUUUUAUGGAAGCAUGCAUCGUAUAUUGUCCACAUAACCAACGACAUGUUUUCCUUUCGAAAAGAAUUCAAUAAUGGCCAACUCGAAAAUAUGAUCCCCAUUUUAAUGGCAAAUAUAGGUGUUAAUUGCAACCAAGCUAUGCAACUUAGCUAUCGCAUCUGCAGACAAGAGGUUGAGGGUUUCAACGCCAAUGCAAACCGUCUACUGAAGGAUAAAAAUGAGAGCUCUCGUCAAAUAUCUAGGGCAUUCAUUGAAGGAUGUAAGGAUGUCUUUAUGGGUCUUAUUCACUGGAGCUACAAUGGGGAGCGGUACUUCAAAGCCAUCGAGAUUGGGUCGAAUCACUUUAUCAGGUUCCAGAUUAAUCCCCCGUCAUACCAGGCAGUAAAUACGGAAGGCGCCAAAGUCGCUGGACCCGGACCUGGAGCUGCUGCCGUAGGGGGUUCAGGCACGGUGUAAUCAAUUUAUUGAGGUCAUUUCAUAACACAACUAUAG